Messenger RNA from Orussus abietinus, 1841 nucleotides. RefSeq names its product ras-related protein Rab-24. Gene Ontology annotation, molecular function: GTP binding; GTPase activity. Bases 102 to 704 code for a protein of 200 amino acids. The record is from RefSeq and is a predicted model, not a curated record. The transcript is spliced from 4 exons. NCBI's taxonomy places the organism in Eukaryota, Metazoa, Arthropoda, Insecta, Hymenoptera, Orussidae.
GUCCCCAGGUUCAACAGGCGUUUGGAGUAAAGUUUGAUUCAGUGAUAAGCCUUGAUAAGUGACAGAGUAGUUGAAGCAGUUCAGUUCGUCAAAAAUUAAAUAUGAUUAGGAUUGAUUUAAAGGUGGUGUUACUAGGCCCAGCGAAAGUUGGGAAAACGAGCUUGGCGCAACGUUUCGUCAAUGAGAAAUUCAACGAGCACAUGUCCUAUCAAAAUACAAUUGGAGUUGCAUUUACAUCCAAACAAAUACAAAUUAAUAAUGAUCAAUCGAUAGUCAUGGGACUAUGGGAUACGGCUGGUAGUGAAAGGUAUAAAGCAACAUCUAAGAUAUAUUAUCGUGGAGCUAGUGCGGCAGUAAUUUGCUACGACGUUAUAGAUCGAGAUUCGUUUCACGACGCUAAAUCCUGGAUACAAGAGCUUAGAAGUGUCGAAGAAGAUUGCAAAAUUUACUUGUGCGCAACGAAAGCAGAUCUCCUGGAGAUUGGUCACGAAGCAUCGCCUUCUUUAGACAUGGUUAAGAGAUAUGCAGCUAGCGUACAGUUCAAGUUCUUUUUGACAUCGAGUAAAACUGGUUUCAACGUCGCUGAACUGUUUCAAGAAAUCGCACAGGACUAUAUGUUAAAUCCAAAAAGAAUCGUACAGCCAGCGGAAGAUUUGAUCACCUUAAAUGUCCAUACAAAACGAUCCCGUUGUUGCCGCUCGUGAUAAGUCAAGAGUUGUGUAAUAUAAACGUUUUAUCUACCAGAUGUACACAUCUGUCACAUGUCCGUAAUGACUAAAAACUUUUAUUUCCUAGUAACCUUUCGAUGCGAACGUUGAUGCUUAUUGUUACCAUUUUUAUAUCGUAACAGUAUUAUAAAAUAGCUUAUUUGUUGUGUUCUAUCAGUGGUUGAAAUCGGUUUACAUGGAAUUAGAAAUUACAUCCCAGUGAUCCUAUAUUUUGAGAUAAAAGUGACUUUCAUAGGAAUUGCAGAAUUGAUCUUAAUUUUAAUUUCUUUUCUUUCUUUUCCGGUCAAAUUUCUUCUUACUUCGUACGAGAAGAAACGUUAAAUGUUUAUACACUGAUCUCAUCUUACAUGAUCAUUUUUAAUGGACCAUUGAUCAAUGCAGGACAUUUGUUAAUGCAAACUGUAUCCGAUGUUAAGACUACUCACUACUUUAUACAUAUCGAAAUGUCUAGUUAAAUGAGACAUCUCUUGCGGUCUAUACGUGACGUAGCAAUUUAAUUGAUACGUGUGAAUAAUUCCUUGUACACUCGGAUGUAUGCGAAUGGAUGAAGAUUAGAUAACAAUAUAAGAUAAGACAACAGUUAAAGAUAAAUGAAUAUUACUCAUAUAAGUGUAAGUCUUGAAUGGAUGAACUAAGCUUGGAUACUUGCGCCAUAUAGUAGUAACUAAGUAAAGCUCUAUUGUCUUUAAAGAAUUACUCCUGAUAUCUACAGUAACGAUGCGAUGGAAUUGUAUGAAUAGUUAUUGUAUAUCGAACAUGAAAGAGAAUAUUUUAUUAAAAUUGUACAUCGCAUAAGUCGGAAAUAAUAUUUAACAUAAGCGAAAGAAACCAUUAUAUUUUUUAUUAUAAUUAUUCGCGCACGAUAUGUAACAAGACUUACGGCUUAAAGUGAUGAUAUGGGAUCUCGAAUUUUCGUUUGAUUAUCAAUGACGUCAUCUAGUCGUUUAAUGACACGUCGAAAUUGUAAUCCGUACUAAAACGUCGUUGUACAGCAAUACCUAAUAUAUGGUUUGUUUCGGAUCUCAAUGUAAUUGCAUAUCAUAAUAGCUGCUGUUAAUUUACUCAUACAUGUUAAUUCUUUUUAUUUUAUCAAAUAAAGUUAAUCUUAAUAAA